Molecule: messenger RNA, 893 nt
Organism: Microcebus murinus (gray mouse lemur)
Lineage: Eukaryota; Metazoa; Chordata; Mammalia; Primates; Cheirogaleidae
Product: small ribosomal subunit protein eS4, X isoform-like
Biological process (GO): translation
Cellular component (GO): cytosolic small ribosomal subunit; ribosome
Molecular function (GO): structural constituent of ribosome; RNA binding
Source: RefSeq, a predicted model, not a curated record
GUGCUUAGUGCAGCCAUGGCCCGCGGUCCCAAGAAGCAUCUGAAGCGUGUAGCCGCUCCAAAGCAUUGGAUGCCGGAUAAGCUGACCGGUGUGUUUGCUCCUUGUCCAUCCACCGGUCCCCACAAGCUGAGACAGUGUCUCCCACUCAUCAUUUUCCUAAGAAACAGGCUUAAGCAUGCCCUGACAGGAGAUGAAGUGAAGAAGAUCUGCAUGCAGCGCUUCAUUAAAAUUGAUGGCAAGGUCCGAACUGAUAUAACCUACCCUGCUGGAUUUAUGGAUGUCAUCAGCAUUGACAAGACUGGAGAGAAUUUCCGUCUGAUUUAUGACACCAAGGGUCGCUUUGCUGUUCAUCGUAUCACACCUGAGGAGGCCAAGUACAAGUUGUGCAAAGUGAGAAAAAUCUUUGUGGGCACAAAAGGAAUCCCUCAUCUGGUGACUCAUGAUGCUCGUACCAUCCGCUAUCCUGAUCCACUCAUCAAAGUGAAUGACACCAUUCAGAUUGAUUUGGAGACUGGCAAGAUUACUGAUUUCAUCAAGUUUGACACUGGUAACCUGUGCAUGGUGACUGGAGGCGCUAACCUGGGAAGAAUUGGUGUGAUCACCAACAGAGAAAGACAUCCCAGGUCUUUUGAUGUGGUUCACGUGAAAGAUGCCAAUGGCAACAGCUUUGCCACUUGCCUCUCCAACAUUUUCGUUAUUGGCAAAGGCAACAAACCAUGGAUUUCUCUUCCUCGAGGAAAAGGUAUCCGCCUCACCAUUGCUAAAGAGAGGGAUAAGAGACUGGCAGCCAAACAGAGCAGUGGUGAAAUGGUCUCCAUGUAACAUAACAACAUGUUAAAAAGUUAUUUGUACUUAAUUAAAGAUAUUACAGUGUGAAAAAAAAUAAAAUAAAA